AUGAAAAGUGCUAGACAGUUUUCUUGUGAUGGAUUACCAGCUGGAUGUGCAUCAAAAUCGUAUAUAAGCUCCUCCGGAAUCAAAACUGUUACUGAUUCUUCAUCUUCUAGCAGCCUGAACAGCAAGAUCACAGACGGGUCUUCUGAGAAUAUAUUCUAUGGUCCUGCAUAUUGCACAACACUUCAUUGGUGGUGGAGGUCCAAGUUCCAGCGGUUGGAAGAUUUUAUUUAUACUCACCACUGGAAGAUACUCAGUUGUGUCGUGGUGCUCGGACUAUUUUGCUUUGGUUUGAAGGCUGUUACGGUAGAAACAGAUUUUGAUAAAUUAUGGAUAGAAGAGAGUGAUCGUCUUACUUCUGAGUGGAAAUACUUAACCAAAGUACUUCAAAAUAUCCAUGUUGAAUCGUUGUAUGGUGAUUCGUAUUAUUUUUCACGGGAUUCAAAAUUAUCCAGAAUGGUAUUUCAAUCACAAAGAGAAGAAAUGGAAGAGAAAGGUGACAUGCUCUCCGUUCCAUCUAUGCUGUCCAAAUCAAAAAGUGAAAUCGAUUCAUCUUUAAUUAGCCGUGAAUUUAUGGGCAGUAUGGAAACUGUGCUGCAGACUACAAUUUCAGAUGUUAAUAGUCAAUCAUUUUCUGAACGGAUUAACUCGAAUGACAUUUUUACUAACAAAAACAGUAAUAGUAAUAAUACUACAGAAGAUGAUAAUUAUGCUAAUAUUUUAACUCCUCAAGCGUUGUUGGAUCAUAUGGAGUUUUUAAUCAAAGUGAGACGAUUGACAAUAACAGUUGGAUCGUCCAAAUGGUCUUUCAAAGACUUAUGUCAACGGGCUACCUUACCUUUUGGUGUCGAAAUGCACCAUUUACAGGCUUAUCUGGAUAUGAUUAUUCCAUGCAUCAUAAUAACACCGUUGGAUUGUUUUUGGGAAGGUGCUAAAGUCCUUGGACCUGAAGAAGCAAUGUGGGUGCCUUGGUUCGAUGAACGUACUCUACUUCAAUGGACAAAUAUUGACCCUGUUGGAUUACUUCAAGAUCUUUCAAAACGUUAUGGAAAUUAUUCACAAACUGAAAUUAAAAAUCUAAUUAAUUUAUUUCAUGAAGCAGGCAUAGAUCAUGGUUAUUUAAAUCGUUCUUGUUUGGAUCCAUCAGAUCCUGCCUGCCCAACUUCUGCUCCUAAUUACAAAGGGGAGCCUCCAGAUAUAUCUAAGAUACUCAGUGGUGGUUGUUCUGGAUUUGCCUCCAAAAUGCUUCAUUGGCCAGAGGAGAUAAUUGUAGGUGGUCGGGUUCACUCUAUUGAUAGUUUGAACAUAUCUUCCAGUGCAGACACACAACAAGUGUCAGCAGUUACAAAUAAAAAUAAUACCAAAGAUUUGUACGAUGCAGUUAGAAGAAGUGAUCCUUACAAACAUGAAGACUGGACAUUAGACGAUGCUAGGCAUGUUUUACGCGAGUGGAGACGUAAUUUAAAACGUCUGGUGAUUGAACACAACAGUGGUUUACAGUCGCAUAUUGAAUGGAAAUUCUUUGCAUUUACUAACGCUUCAUUGCUCGAUCUCUUGCAAGAGAUUACACUUCGUCUAGGGCCUAUCACAUUGGUUGGCUGCAUAUUAAUGGUGUUUCUUUAUGGUGUUGUCAGUCUUCUUGGUUGGCGAGAUCCUGUUCGCUCUCAGUGUUGGUUGGCUAUAUGUGGAUUAAUGAUCAUAGCAUUAUCAUCCAUAGCUGGGUUAGGGAUUUGUGCAGCUUUUGGAAUACCGUUCAAUGUAUUAACUAUUCAGGUGUUGCCUUUUUUACUUCUUGGUUUGGGCGUCGAUGGCAUAUUUGUUUUGACCACUUGUCAUGAAUGUUGCAUUGCUCGUCGUAUUGUCCCAUCAACUAGUCCAUCUUCUUCAGAUUCAGCUAUUUGGUCUUCAACAGUAUCUUUGUCUUCUUGGUCAUCGAAGUCAUCUGCUCCCCCUGUUCAUGUAUUAGCUGUACAUGGUCCCACUCUUAUUUUCGGUGCAAUUUCUAUUUCUAGUGCUUUUUUCUCUGCUGCAUUUAUCCCUGUCCCAUUAAUACGUCAGUUCUGUUUACAGGCUGGUAUUCUUACUCUUGUACAGUCGAUCAGUGUAUUUAUUCUAUUCCCGGCUUUAUUACAACUUGACGCCACUCGUCGUAGUCAAAAGCGUUUAGAUGUCCUGUGUUGUCUACGUCAACCAGAUGUGGAGACAGCGAUAACGACAAAUUCUCACAGGUCGGCUACAACUUGUCAUUGUGAAUCACGUCAUUUGAGAACAUUGAAUCAUCAUUCAAGUAAUAAAAAUCCGCCUGCUUGUUGUCAUCGUCAUCACCAUCAUCAUUAUCAUCAUCAUCACCGUCAUUGUCGGCAUUGUCAUUGUACAAAUCCCAAAAAAUUAACAACUAACCGUGAUAUUUCGAUUAAUUUAGCAGAGACAUAUAUUAGUUCUAAGUUUCCACAUCCAACAAUACAAGUAAAUGUGGUCAAUCAUCUGCCUGGACCAAAGCGUUCAUCAUCCAAUUCACAUUUUGAUAGUGAUGUUACUGAAGCAGUUGUUAAAACGAUUGCUAACCCUGAUGUUCAUACGGUACAGACAACAGUUACUGUAACUGGAAAUCAAGAUAAAAAAAUUUAUCCAUCCAGCUCUUCUGUUGGUGCUGAAAAACUGACAGUUCCUGAGUGUGAAAAUGAUUGUGUUGCCUAUAAAAACGACACACCAGUGUCAAUUCAAAGGAAUCAACAGAAGAAUGUGAAUAAAUCUGAACCAGGCGUAGACUCAACAAAAAUCUUCCCUUCUCCACUAUUUGUACGAUUUGCUAGACAUUUCGCGCUUCUGAUCACUAGUCAUUGGGUUGUACAAUUAUGUGUAUGUUUACUGGGUUGUGGUUUAUUUAGUGCAGCUGUGCUUUGUGCCACCUUUCGAUUACGCUUAGGUUUGGAUUGGUCAAGUUUAACACCUUCAGAUACUGUUGAAUACGGAUUUAUCAAAACAGCUGGAAAAGCUUUUGGUCUAAGUAAUUUUCACAUAAUUGCACGAGGUUCAGAUCUUCCUGGAUCUAGGCCAGUGUCAAGUCAGCCGGUGUUUCAAUAUACUGCUCCGUCAACUCUUAGCGGAACAUCUGCUAGAUCUCGUGUAAGCAUGGCUACUGUUGGUCGCGGAAUAGACUUUCCUAUGCAACAACGUCGUCUUCGUUGGAUGUAUGACUGUUUGACCGAUAUUUCAGGUGUUAUGUUAUCAGGACGUGAUGUUUGGUUGAAUGCAAUGCGUAAUUGGUUAGAGGAGGUGCAAACUGCAUUCGACAUAGACCGAGAAAAAGGCUACAUUAUGGAUAGUGGACACUGGAAUGCUAAUGCAAGCGAACUUGGUGUUCUUGGUCUACGUUUAAUUGUUCAAACUGAUCGGGGACCUGAAUUAAGUAGGAUUAACACUGGUCGAAUAGUUCAUGGCGGUAUAAUCGAUCCACCAGCUUUUUAUACACUUUUGCGUGUAUGGCGAUCCAAAGAUGCUUUGAACUUCUCAUCGCUGCCUUGUGUAAUUUAUCCAGAACCUAGUAUAGUGCAUGUAGGUCGUCUUACUGGUCCUGGACGUCCUUCAGACCUACAUGCAUUACCUCCAGCUGAACCAAUUGAAUUUGUUCAAACAAGCUUUUAUGCAGUAGGUGUCAGCGAAAUGGAUUCACAGCUGGAUUUAGUUCAGCGAGUUCGACAUAUUACCGAAACUGCAACAGUUCAAGGUGUUCCAGUCUUUCCUACAGGUGUACCAUUUACUUUUGUUGAACACUACAUGUUCAUAGUUCGAGAAACAGCAGUUGCUUUUGGCAUAUUUUGUGCUGUGAUCACUGUCAGUGCAUUGAUUUUAUUUUCUUCACCUGUUACUGCCUUACUUUUAGUUGGUAUUGGUGCUGUUGGCGGUGCUUGUUCUGCUAUUUUAGGUUUGAUUGUUUUAAAUUUAGCCUUAAAUCCUAUUUCUGCUUGUUUAUUACUAUUGUCUGGUGGUUUGGGGGCUAGAAUUUCAGCAAAUUUUCUUGGAUUAUGGCCUGUUUCUCAUUUAAGCUUGGAUUCAUUUUCAAGUCGACCAACUCGUAAAACCUGCCUUUGUCAAUCGAAUUUGUCGUAUGGAGGAUGUCCUUCUCAUUCAACUCAGUUCUGUGCACGUAAUGAAAGACUGAAAAUUGAUCCUAAACAGAUUAUAUUGUCGAAGUCAUCUUCAUUAGUGCACGAAGACCGCAUUAACCUCGCUAAACGUCGUCAACUUGCUCGAGCUCAAAUUGUGUGUAUAUUAAGUAAUCAUUUUACUCCGGCCUUCCAUGCUUCCGUUGGACUGUUACUAGCAUUAUCUUUACUUGUUGCAGCUCGUGUACAGUUUAUCGCUGAUUACUUUUUUCGUCUCAUCGUGAUUGUCAGCCUAAUUUGCUUAUUCAAUGCUGUGUGCUUACUGCCGACUAUAUGCUACCUUAUUGGUCCGCUUUAUAAUCGUUUCAUAAUUGGCGGACGGCGUGUAUCGAGUAAUUCAAUUCCGUACAAAUCUUCAGUGAAAACAGAUAAUUUUUCGGCUGGAGAUAAACGUAUUCAUCGAUAUCUGAAGUCUGCUUCUACUAGAGCGAAUGUGAACAAUGAAGACCAUCAGGUGAAUAUGAUGAAUGAUUUACAAUUAUCCUUUUCAAGUUCAUCUUCUAAUAUGUCGCCAAAUUUGUCAUCGCCUAGUUCAUCACGUUCAUCCAGUUCCUUUAGUCAGUCAGAUUUGAAUCCUACUGAUGAAUCACAUCAGAAUGCUAAAUCACCUGGUAAAACAGAACCAUUCUGUAAAGAUUCUGCCUAUUCAAUUUUGAGAGAGUCGACCAAAGAUAUUGUUCAUCACAGUCUAAAAUAUCCCAGUCAUCACUCUAUAUGGAUGGAUUCUACGCCUGAUCACGCCUGUUCAUCAGAUGCCGCUGCGACUGCAGCCGCGGCUGCAGUUGUUGUCGCCGCCGCAGCCGCUGCGUCAGUUCGAUCCAGACCACCUAGUCUAAGUACUAUUUCAGAAGAACCUUCUCAUUCGAAUUCAACUGUGAGUUUAAAUCAUGCUACACCGUCUAAUACAGGACAUGGUUCAACAAGUAGCGGUAGUGGUAGUCGUAUCAGCUGUAAUAAUAUGGAAAGUACAAAUAUGCCAUCAGAUCCAUCAUCACCUAAAUCUGUUAAUUCAGUGAAACCUGAUUUUUCACAUCAAAAUCUACCACUUAGUCUUGUAUCUUCAGUUGAUUUUAUAAGAAUGAGUAAACUUUUGAAUCCAAAUAUGUCAGCUAAUGAGAUCUGUGAAAGUUUAUAUAGCUCUAUUAUAUCUCCUAUUUCGUGUAAUAGUCGUACACCAGUAAAAAGUUAUCGAGCUAGCAAAAGCAAAGAACUCAUCUUAAAUCCAGAAAUAGCGUGUACAUUGUUGGCUGCAGUAACAGCAACGAGUCGCCAAGCAGCAGCAUACAAACAAGCUGGAGAAGUUGGUUUUGAAGGUCCUGUUGAAAACAUCCCACCACCACCUUAUUCUAGUGUGAUCAAUCAACCACAAUCUAGUAUCCCUGAUAAAUGUUCAGCAAAUAUGCCGCCUAAAUCUCAUAGACAAGGUGAAUCUAUGCAAUCAAAUACACUAACUAAUUUACCAGAUAAUGAAAUUCCAAUGAAAUCACGUAUAAGUAACUAUUAUAGUGCUAGUCGACAAAAUACACAGUCACCUGCUCCUAGUAAUAUUUACCGGUCAAAUUCUUAUUCUACCUCAUCAUCAUUAUCACAAGUCUCUAAAUCUGAUCAUCAGUUCAAAAAGAAGACUAUACCAACAGUAUUUUCAUCUUAUUCCAGUCCAAUGUAUCAGAGUUCCCCGGAGAAUUCAAGCUCAGUCUCGAAAACUGCACACUUACCUCGUGCCGGUUCAGUCUCCUCGACUAAAACUAUGAAAGUAAACAUUCAACAGCCUCAACAAUAUAGACAUUGUUCUCCAGACACCAAAAAUACUCCUUGUACUCUGGGAUCUUCUGGUGGUGAUGACCGUAACUUGAGUAAUAGCAAUAGUAAUAAAGAUAAUAGCAAUUGGAUUCGUCGGCAUCAAAGUUCUAGUCAUAGCUUCUCGUCAUCCACACAUCCAAACAGUCAAAUGAAAAAGUGA
Molecule: messenger RNA, 6123 nt
Organism: Trichobilharzia regenti
Lineage: Eukaryota; Metazoa; Platyhelminthes; Trematoda; Strigeidida; Schistosomatidae
Source: the annotation of a GenBank genome assembly